AACCUGAGCCAGAUCCCUUUCCUCCUCUCUUCGACAUCAUCCCGUGUUGAUUACUUAUUCAACAGUAUCCAGUCCACUCAUUAUAGUCACUGGAGGGUUUUAGCACCAACCGGGUAGGAUUACUAUGGUCGUUAAGCUAGAUGCGCACCAGACGUCCCUGGAGCCCUUUGGACUAUCCUGGUCGUCUUGCCACGUACGUCAUACGGAUGAUGAUCCGGGCCUAAGUAAUAGUAGCAGGUCGCGCUACUUUCGGAUCAGUGCAUCGGCGCCCAAUUCACCGCCAAGAGUGGUCCGGAUACUCAAGGCCGGGGUUAGUGGUGGUAGUGGGAGUGAGGAGACGAGCAGUGAAAGUAAGAGUCAGGUUCGUGCUAAACGUAGAAUUGCUAGCCCAAGCUCUCGUUUGACGAAGAUCCAAGUCGAGCUUCAACCAUGCAAGUCUCGGGUUUCAACUGCAGUGUUUUCGACGGAGGGCCGACCGAAACCCAAGAAGGCGAACUCUGCCCCGGUAGUUUUGCAAUCCCAGUCUAGGACCGGCGAGGAAGCCCAAGAGGAACAUAGUAGUGAUGUGCCCCCAACAUUCCGGGUCAACUCACUUCGACCUCCGGUAGCAACGACGUUAAACGCUGUAGUGUCAAGUGGAGAAGGAAAGGAAAGAACGGUAUUCUACUUUCCCCGCGAGACGUUCGUUCCAUUAUCUCCUGUCCUCCGGCCUCCCAAGCGGGGCCGUGCAUUGCACGAUGUUGACGGGCCCGGAACAGGUAGUCUUCCGUGUAAGAAGCGGCGGUUGCGACUACACCUUGUAACGAGUAGGUUAUCGCAGCCAUACUCGUGGCCGGCGACGCACAUUCUGAACCGCGAAAGCGGCGACGACUCGCCCGUGCUCAACCGGUUCCUCAAGCUCGCCGCCAUUGGCUCUUUAAAGAGAGCCGGUCACCAAAGCGCGCUGGUCCGCAAGGCAGCCAUUCUGAAUAGAGUGAGGAUUGGAGUGCGGCAAGCUGCUGUGCUGAGAGGCCACACGGUGAUCGCGGGAAUGGCGGCUAGAGGAAACUCACUAAGCCACAGUUUACAGCUAGUGACGACGUCAAAUAGCUCAACAGGGGCCCGGUUCCCUGGUCACGCGCCUAACCCUUACGACCAUCCAAUACCGCCAGCGUGGCGACCACAUACAACAUCAUUCCACCCCUCGUCUUUUCGUUCAAGCCCUCUAGACCGGGGUGAUUCCGCAGAUAAGAAGGGUAACCUCAAGAACAGGAGUCCCAGCCCAGCGGCGACUUGCCCAUCUCCUCCACCGCGACUGAGUGUGCAGUCGAACCCACCAGAUCAACCAACACCACCACAAGUGGAAGACGAUGAUGUGGCAUUCCCCUCUCCAGACCUUGAGACUCGAUAUGCAGAUUUUUCGGAUGAUGAUUUAGAUGACGUAUAUGCAGAUUUUGGAGUGCUAUUUGGCUCUGGUACGCGGUCACCUGAGGAUGGUAGUGGAAGUAGUGAAACAACUAGUGGUCAACAUUUCUAUGAGGAGUACUUGGAUGAGCUGGAUGGAAUACGAUGGAUAGCGUAAGGUACUGCGCAUGGGAUAUUUGAACCGUUAGCGACUUGCAUGAUAGGUGUAUUCUUUGGGCUAUCAUCAGAGAUUGGGCGUCUUUGUAGCUGGAUGAAGGGAGCAAAGUUGGUGUCAUGGUAUCCGGCAAGAAAAAUGAGAAAAUACUAGGAAAAUCAUUUCAGAUGCAUCGUCGUUAUGAAUAGAAGCAUACCGCAGCCUCACGGCAGCUUCGGAUGAUCAAGAUUCAAAUAAUAGGACAAGGAAAUGACCUAGGUUGUAAGGCAUAUGCGAUCAGUAACUUGCCAUAUACCAUAUUCC
Molecule: messenger RNA, 1861 nt
Organism: Daldinia decipiens
Lineage: Eukaryota; Fungi; Ascomycota; Sordariomycetes; Xylariales; Hypoxylaceae
Exons: 1
Coding region: 125-1561 (478 amino acids)
Source: RefSeq, a predicted model, not a curated record